AUUUCUCUUAUGCUUAAUUCCUUAUUCCAUAUUCCACAUUCCACGCUUAUCACAAAAUCUUUCUCCUUUGUCUCGCUUUUUUCUUUUGUUCUUUCACAUGUGUAUAUACACACAGAACACACACUUACAUUUCUAUUAUCAUAUAAAACUUCAACUUUACCUUUUAUCUUCCAAAAAAAACACUAUCUUCUUCAUCAAAUUCUCUUGAUUCUGUUUCUUUUUAUCCUCCUCCAUGGCCCUCUCACCUAAUUCAAGCUCUUUAGAUUUAACAAUCUCAAUUCCGAGCUUCUCUCCAUCUCCUUCACUUGGUAAGAUCAUAUCCAAAUUAAAGAUUUAUUAAAUCUUAUAUAUUAUAUAGUUUUAAUACUAUGUCUUCCAAUUAAAAUAAUUUGGUAGGUGAUCAUCACGGGAUGAGAGAUUUUGACAUAAACCAAACACCAAAGACGGAAGAAGAUCGUGAGUGGAUGAUCGGUGCAACACCACAUGUCAACGAAGAUGAUAGCAACUCGGGUGGCCGGCGGCGCAAAAAGCUCCGUCUAACGAAAGAACAAUCACAUCUUCUUGAAGAGAGUUUCAUACAAAACCAUACCUUAACCCCUAAGCAAAAAAAAGAUUUGGCCACCUUUUUGAAGCUUAGUCAAAGGCAAGUUGAGGUGUGGUUUCAAAAUCGAAGAGCUCGGAGUAAGCUAAAGCACACGGAAAUGGAAUGUGAGUAUCUAAAAAGAUGGUUCGGAUCGUUGAAGGAACAAAAUCGACGGCUACAAAUAGAAGUUGAAGAACUACGAGCGCUAAAGCCAUCAUCGACCUCGGCUUUAACCAUGUGUCCUCGGUGUGAACGUGUGACUGAUGCAGUAGAUAAUGACUCUAAUGCCGUUCAAGAGGGGGCAGUUCUUAGCAGCCGGUCACGGAUGACAAUUUCCUCUUCCUCUUCCCUCUGUUGACUGGUUUGGUCGAAGUCAAAAGUCAAAAGAUAAACGCCUGUUUCGGGGUAAAAAGCAAAGAUUUGAUGAUGAUUAGGAGGAUUUUGUGUAUAGUUUGCUAAUUAUUUAUUACAAAUUUACAAACCAGUGAGGAAAAAAGAUAAUUUAAUUCUCGAUCUUUAAUUAGCUUUUUGUGUUAUUUAUUCAUAAUUUUAUUUUUCGUGUUUAACCAAAAAAUAGACAAAACAAAUAUUGCUUUUCGUGUCC
This is a messenger RNA of Arabidopsis thaliana (thale cress), 1187 nucleotides long. It is a transcript of the gene HB18, whose product is annotated as homeobox-leucine zipper protein 18. Gene Ontology annotation, cellular component: nucleus. NCBI's taxonomy places the organism in Eukaryota, Viridiplantae, Streptophyta, Magnoliopsida, Brassicales, Brassicaceae. The transcript has 3 exons. Gene Ontology annotation, molecular function: sequence-specific DNA binding; DNA binding; DNA-binding transcription factor activity, RNA polymerase II-specific. Gene Ontology annotation, biological process: regulation of transcription by RNA polymerase II; regulation of DNA-templated transcription. The record is from RefSeq and is marked reviewed. Bases 411 to 941 code for a protein of 176 amino acids.